This is a messenger RNA of Trypanosoma conorhini, 927 nucleotides long. RefSeq lists its product as uncharacterized. The record is from RefSeq and is a predicted model, not a curated record. The transcript has a single exon. Gene Ontology annotation, biological process: translation. Bases 1 to 927 code for a protein of 308 amino acids. NCBI's taxonomy places the organism in Eukaryota, Euglenozoa, Kinetoplastea, Trypanosomatida, Trypanosomatidae. Gene Ontology annotation, cellular component: ribosome. Gene Ontology annotation, molecular function: structural constituent of ribosome.
AUGUUCCCCGAUAAAUAUCGCCGUGUGCCGGCGCUGCUGAAGCCCCAACAGGGCGGGCAGCAGUGCUUCAAUGAGUUUCUUAUUCGCUCCACAAAUGACCGGCUAAUGCGCCGCGACGUUGAGGAUGAUGCCGAUGGAAUGGAGUCUAAAAUUGCUGCGCAGCUCCCACAGAGGGAUUGGGAGCGCAUGUCGGCUCGCAGCUCGUCGGAUGCGGUGCAGGAGGAGAUGCGAAGGUUGGUGGAGGGGGAUGUGGCACAACAGCAGCGUGUGUUUAACGAAAGGGUGUGGUACGAGGAGGAGGAGGAGAGGCGCCGUCUUCAAACCGGCGUUGGGGGUGCGGCGGUAGCUGAAGAAACUGGAGGCGCAAAAGAGCAUGGCGUCCCCCCGCGGGUGCUUGGGAACGAUUACUUUCAGAGCCAGUUUGGCUACUCCCUCGUCAAGGAGAGCGAGAUGCCUCACGGGGUGACGGACUACAACCAACUGGAUAUGUGGGGCGAGAUGCCCAAGUACACAAAUGACAUGGUGUUCCUUUAUUUGAUUUCGCGUCGGCGCAACACGUACGCGGUGGCAUACACGUACGGCGGAAAGCGUAUCCUUCCCACCUAUACGGCCGGCAACAGAGGCCUAAAAGGCGGUGAUCGCGGCUUCCGAAGCGAUGGCUCUACAGACAACGGCCAUCAGGUGACAAGCAUGUAUCUGAACGACUUACUGCCAAAGCUACGUGAGCUUCGAGCAAGCGAGGGAAGACCGAUUGGGCGGGGUGAGAAGAUUGAGCUUGUUGUACGAGUCAUGGGCUUCUACAACGGCCGACAGGGGGCGGUGCGGGCAGUGCAGGAUCGUGCCAAUGACUUUCAAGUUCGCUAUUUUGAGGAUAUAACCCCGUUUCCAUUGAACGGACCAAAGAUGCCGCGCGGUGUAUUCAAAUAG